This is a messenger RNA of Topomyia yanbarensis, 5139 nucleotides long. Its product is annotated as zinc finger protein 25-like. Gene Ontology annotation, cellular component: nucleus. Lineage: Eukaryota; Metazoa; Arthropoda; Insecta; Diptera; Culicidae. Gene Ontology annotation, biological process: regulation of DNA-templated transcription. Gene Ontology annotation, molecular function: zinc ion binding; DNA-binding transcription factor activity, RNA polymerase II-specific; RNA polymerase II cis-regulatory region sequence-specific DNA binding. Bases 3061 to 5097 code for a protein of 678 amino acids. The transcript has 5 exons. The record is from RefSeq and is a predicted model, not a curated record.
AAUGAUUGAAUACCAAAUAAAUAAUUUAAGUAUAUUGGAAAAGUGAGACAAUUCCAGGAAAACAGGAGCUGGCGGGGGUCCUGAAGCUAGAACUAAUUAUGUUGACAUACUAGUAUACGACAUCCUUGUUAAAGAUUCGCCAGUCUUGGAAGCCAUUCCGGAAAGUAUGGAGGAAUUGGUGGAGGAAGCGUUUUAUGAGAACGAGAACCCUCCAACUACAUCAAAGGCGUCGAAGGAAUCAUCUACAGAUUCUACCAAAACGUCUAAUUCAAGCACCAGGGAUUCCAUCAAACAAUCGGCUCCAAAGAAAAGAAAACUUGAUCAAUAAAAAGAAGAAACGCUAGAAAAUGCUGAUCUCAACCGCCGUAAACUAGAAUUGACCAUAGAAGUUCUAGAGAAAGACGGGAACUAAAAUCACUGGAGAUCGAAAAAAUGACAAAUGAAAGUCAUAUUAUGAGCUUGAAAAUAUAUAGUUUAGAACUCAAGCAUGGUCUUCCCAGAUCAAAGUUCACAGAAAAUCUGGGACACACUGAGAAACUCCGGUGAACCGACUCAGGUAGAGUACCUUCUGUCGAGUCCUGAAAAUGAGCAUCUUAGUUUUAAUGGUGAUAUCUAGUAUUUAGUAGUGUUUGGAUCCAUCAGCGGUGUAAUAAAAUGAUUUGACUUGCUUACUCUAAUUUAGGCCGUUCCACAGAGAUUUUACCACACAUUCUGAAAAUCUGAGCCCUGUUCUAUGAAAUUACUCACUGCUUUCGAGCAGAAUAAUUUGCAUUAGAGUAACUCAAGUAGUUUUGCACGGAAUUUAUUUAGUGCAGACUUGAGUACGUUCAAAGUGUCUUGCCCUUCCGGAACGAAAAUGGGAAUAAAGGUUGAUAUUCUUGCCAAAUAUUUCAGCAUAUUUCUUAUUUAUUUCAAUAAGUGUUUUAAAGAUCAAUUAUUGCUAAAAGAAUAAAUUACAUAAUACGAUAUUAAAAUACAUAACAACAUACAUAAUACAUUAAUAAUAUUGCUUACAUUAAUUGUAAAAUUUGCAACUGUCGUCUACGAGCAUCAACUUCUGUAUUGUCAGCAUUCAGUUCAUAAUGUUUCGCAUCUUCAUUUUGUAAUGGUGGGUCUUAAAAAUCAAAGGCAGUUUUUUUCAUUUUCUCGGGCAAUAUUGCAUAAUGUCGCACAACAUUUCACUAUUUGUCCAGCAAAGUGCGGGUUUACUAUCAGAUGGUUCAAGCAUGGGAAUUUUUCUUUGAGAAUUUCAAGUGCCCGCUCAACACAUUGCCUUGUGGCUUUCAAUCUAUUGUUGUGCCUGCGCUCACCAUCGCUUGUUGGAUCAUAUAUCAGGAUAAGCUGAAUCUCCUAAUAUCAGUCCAUUGGGAAAAAUGUACUCUUCUUCCUUACGACGGAACAAGCUGCUCAUACGCAAAACUCUUGCGUCAUGUACACUUCCCGGCCAUUUAGCACUGACAUAAAAAAAUCAAGGUUUGAACCACAAACAACCAUGCAGUUAAUUGAAUGGAAACCUUUCCUAUCAACAAAGACUUCUUCAUUUGCUAAAGGAGCAUCAAUUGGGAUCAAGGAUCCGUUUAUUAUUCCUAUCACACAAGGGAAAUUUGCCAUUUUGUAGAAUUCUUCUAUUACACUCGAGAUGUUAGACUGCCAACAGACUUUGUGCUGAAAGAGUCUUCUAUUAAUUGCGGCAACAACGCGAUGAAUUGUCCUUCCUACAGUUGAUUUGUGGAUUCCAUGACAGAGCCCUGUACCGUGUUAUUGGUUUCCUUGUCCAAGCCAAUGCAAUGUGGUGCACAACUGUUGGUACGGUUUCAGUGCUCCUCCACGAUUGGACAACUCGAUAUCUCGAAGUAUUUCCUCUGCUUUCCGUGGAGUCAUCCGCAAAGCUUGAACAAAAUCAACUUCAUAUUGAAAGGAGAAAUUUAUUCGUGGUGCGUAAUAUUUCGCUCUCCGAAUUCUUUGUACAUGAUACACUACACUUUCUUCAUCGUCUGAGUCGCUUAAAAUGUUAAAACGAUACAUUUCUGCACCUCAGUUAGGUCCCACGAAAAAUUGAAGCUUGUAAAUAUAUUUACGGAAGUAUUCGGACUUGUAAAUAAAAGUACACUUCAAAGCUAAUAGUUUGUUCUUGUAUUUUUUAUGCAACAAGUACUUGUAAAUACGACUAGUAUUAUUAGCAUAAUUGACUUGUAUUAUUAGGCUUGUAUACGUGUACUUGUAGAAUCAUUAUGCAACAGAAAUAUAGAAGUUAUAAGCUACAAUACUAAUAUUAUUAGUGAAAUUUUGAUUAUGCAACAGGCCCCUGGUAUCCCUGGAUCCAUUCUCAAAAUUAAGCCAAAUGAUCAUUAUGCCAAAUAACCGUUAUACCAAAUGUCCGUUAUGCUAAAUGACCUCCCGAAUAGAAAUGCACAGUAACAAAACCAUGAAUUUCACUGCGACAGUACAGUAAUUUUACAAUAAUUUACAGUAAGUUCUAGUGUUAUGCCACAAUACAAAAACAAUAAGCUUUAACGUUUUUACAGUAAAUUUCAAUGUAAAAACGACUUUUACAGUGAAAAAGGAGGGUGGUUAUGUAUCUUAACAUUAAACAAAUCGAUUUUUCUCCAUACAUUUUUCUCAAAAACAGUAAAAUUUAAUGUGAAUUUACUGUGUCAGUUUUUUGCUGAACAGUAACAUUAAUCGUUACAUGAAAUUUUAUUGUAAAUCUACUGCCAGACCUCUGCGACGAACAAUGUUGAAACAGUAACAACUAUAAUAUUUAUUGUUUUAUGAUUGUUUGUAGAGUAAAUGCUAUUGUAAAAUUCUAUUCGGGCUUAUAUCAAAUUGACCCAGACCCGUCAAACAUUACCAACCUAUCUUUUUUUUCCUCGGUGUAUGAAUCAUAGUCGGAGCAACGUUCCGUUCGUGACAUACCAUGGCAUUCGCAAAAAAUAUGUGCGAUGUUUUUUUGACGUGUUUAUGAAAACACUGAUUGUUUUUCAUCACUCAGAAAAAAGUAUUAAAAAAUUUAAAAUAAAUUUGGACGCAAAAAUAGUGAAAAAUAAGUUUUAAAGCAGCAUGAAUAUCUGCCGCGUCUGUAUGGAUAGUGAUUGUGAUGGUUUGGUACCGAUAUUUUCCAAACUGGAGGAUGCAUUCAUUGCCAACAUCAUCGUGGAGUGUACAGCGGUGCAGAUCGUGGAGGACGACGGUCUUCCGACAACCAUCUGCAAGACGUGUAUCGAUGAUUUGAAGCAUUUGAUCCUGUUUAUCAAGAAGGCUCGCGAAUCCGACCGAAAGUUGCGGAAAAUUUUCAAAUUGGAGUCAAGUAAGAAAUUUGCGGAGAAUUCACCGAAAAUUGAUGGUACGAAUUGGGAGCCUGAACUUUUACCGAUAGCCGUUUUUACGGAAGAGAUUGUCGAGGUAAAAGCAGAAAUUGAUUCAGAUGAUGACUUGGUGGGAGAGAACAGGACGCCGAAGUAUGAGUCAAGUGAACAUGGAGAGAACGUGACAGAUGACAAUGAUAGCGAAUGGAAGAGUAGCGGAUCUUCGGUGGACAAAUCUACAGUACAGAAAGGACACAGAGGUCGGAAGAAAAAGUAUAGAGAAUCAACCGAUAGCGACUCUGAUUCCGCAUCAGAAGUCAGAAGAUCAACGCGAGGAAGGAGACGGAGGAAAAAGCCAGCUCAAAAGAAUGGGGGGGAUAAUGAGGAUGAUUCCAAGGAAGACGACUUAGACGAGAAAGAACUUGCUACGUUCAAAAUAAUCGCUAUUAGAAAAGAUCAAUUGGUUUGUUGUGCCUGUCUUCAGAUAUUCGAUAAUCGGAAUGAUCUUCACGUUCAUGGUGAAAAGAGUCAUGUAAAAAAACGACGUGUCAACGCAUCGAAGACGAACAUUUGCGAGAUCUGUUUCAGGCGAUACUCGACACCACACGCCUUGAAGCUUCACAAAAAACGAGUGGCAAAUGCAGCACAAGUGUACGAUUGCACGAAAUGCACGGCUAGAUUCAUAGAUAGUAAUCGCCGUCGUCAGCAUGCUCACAAUCAUCCUAGGGAAAAGGAAAUUAUUCCCUCGAAGGUGAUUGUCGCUCCUAUCCCAGUUGUCGUGCAGGAGGAGUACGGGCGAAUCUGUUGCGCGCAAGCAUGCUAUCAAUCUUUUGAAACGGAAGAUCUGCUAAUUGCACAUGCCCACACGAUUCACAAAAUGAACAAAGUGGAACAAUCACUGGAUGAGAAUAGGGAUAAACCGAUAGAAUGUCCAGUCUGCUUCAAACGAUUCUUCGACGAGAUUUCCCUACAAAGACACCAACAGCGAAAUUAUAAACCUCUAAGCCAUCAAUGUUCCGUAUGUGGAUUGAAAUUACGCGGUGGUGAGGCACUCGCCACUCAUGAACGAUCACACCGCAACGAAAAACCAUUUCAAUGUGGGGUUUGUCAUAAAUACUUCACCAGCAAGGGAAGCCUGAAGGCUCACAUGAUGGUGCACAGCGGGGAGAAACCAUUCGUUUGUUCCACCUGUGGAUGGAGUUUCCGGCGAAAGCGCAACCUACAGGUGCACGUUCUGUCACACUCCAACAAUCAACCCUUCCAAUGUGAGGUGUGCCAGAAGGCGUUCAAAUCGAAGGUACAUCUUCAGUAUCACAUGAGAACUCACACGGGAGAGAAGCCGUACCCUUGCCGCUUUUGUGAUAAAGCCUUCGCGGAUCAUACCAACAGGCAGCGACACGAAAUGUCACACACUGGUAUCAAACCGUACAAAUGCAGCUACUGUGAUAAGACAUUCAUUCGGAAGCGUUUCCAGGUCGACCAUGAAAGUACACACACAGGUGUCAAGCCAUAUCGCUGCGAGAUGUGCAAUCGAACCUUCAGUCAGAAAACCGCACUCCGAAGGCACUUGGAAUCACAUCCGCUGGCUCCGGAAAAUGAGAUAGCAUUAGCAGCCCCCUCACCAAUGCCCGCGGUUAGCUCCACUCAGAUGGUAGGCGAUUCGGCAAUGUCUCCACCCGCUGUCCCUAUGCAAUCGACAAUGGGUGGGCUGAUGGAAGAACCAGGUCCCAGUGCGAGUGGAUACUUCCAGCAUCCACGAAAUCUGAGCGUAAGUUUGCAUCCUGCCGUGUGAUAGGAGGGGUGUUCUAUUUGUUUACGAUUAAAUCAACGAUUA